GCAACAGCGCCCUCUGUAAACAUGUGCUUGUAAUUUCCCCAGUGUUUUUGAGAAUUUAUCCAAAUUUAAAUCUGUCAAAAUGUGUGAAGUGACGAAAAGCAACUUUGAAAAUUAUUUGCCUCUUAUAGAGAAGUCUGUAAAGCAAGCAGAUUUCAUUGCUAUUGACACAGAAUUCACAGGCUUGACUGUGAAUGACAGCAUGAAAUACAGUUUGUUUGACAGCGGAGGAGACAGAUACAGGAAGCUGAGAAGUAGCAUAUCCCAGUUGACUGUGUGUCAGAUAGGUGUGUCUGCCUUUGUGAAGCAGGGCACAGAGAACAGGUACUCGGUUCGCACAUUCAACUUCCAUCUGUUUCCCCGAUCGUUUGGGCCUCACGAUCCUCGCUUCCUGAUCCAAUCAUCAUGUGUUGAAUUUUUAUGCAGAUACAACUUUGACUUUCAAGCCAUGAUGUACAAGGGUGUAUCAUUCCUGAAUAACAGCCAGGAGGACCUGAUCAGAGAACAUCUCAGCAAGAAGCUGUUGUUCCAGGGACUCAGUAGGGAGGUGGAUGAGAGGGUUCUUCAGCAACUCUGUUCACAAGUGGCGGAGAAGUUUGUCACAGUGAAGGAGGGAGACAUGUUUGUGGUCCACAAAACUGAAGAGGUCCAGAGUAUCAGCGACUAUGUUCUCCACAACGAGAUCCGAAGCCGCUUCCCUGCAGUGUGGACGUCCACCGACUCCAUGGGUAAUUUGGUGGUGGAGGUGGUGACGUCAGAGAAGAGGCGCCAACUAGAUGAGGACAGCCAGGAGAGUCGAGAACAGCAGCAGUUGUUAAAGACACUUCUUGGGUUUACGCAAGUCUUCAGGAUUUUGACUGAGUACAAAAAGCCGCUGGUAGGACACAACAUGUUGAUGGACCUGAUGUUCAUGUAUGACAAGUUCUUCCAGCCCUUACCACCCAAAUACCAGGACUUCAAGAACAGCUUACAUCAGCUUUUUCCUCAGAUCUACGACACUAAACAUUUGGUCUUCGUUUUGAGAAAGACAUUGGAAGACAAAACUUUGGUUGAAUCAACCUCCCUGCAAAGUCUGUACACUGCCCUAGAUAGCACUCAGGGCAAGCAAAAGGUUCUCUUCUCUCCGGAAAUAGAACACGGCGCUGGAUACGACCGAUACCGUGGUCAGUUUGUGCCCCACGAAGCAGGUUUUGAUGCCUACCAGUGUGGAUAUGUGUUCCUGAGAUUAGCACACAUUAUUACACUUAAAGAAGUCAGGUCCACGGAGGCGGGGCCUUGUUCCUUCACACAGUACAUGUUUGCCUUGAAGACCUGUGUCAACCGAGUCAAUGUGAUCCGGGGAGCCCUGCUGCACAUUAGACUUGAUGGUGCCGAUCCUCCACCGAGGAACCCCGAGCUCCUGUACGUGAAGUCCCGUAGGAUAGGCCACAGUCUCAGUGCAGCGCAGCUGGCCCACUGGUUCUCUCCUUAUGGUUCCGUGGACGUCAGGAUGAUGAGUGCACAGCGUGGGCUGGUUGCCACGGGAAACUACAGAUGUGCCAAAGAUAUCCUGGAGAAUUUCAAGAAGCACGACAAGAUCCGUGUGUGCUACUACAGUGUGUGGAGACAUUCUCCGGUAGUCAGGGGGGCAUUGUGGACCAGUGUCGUGGUGUCAAGUGGCAUCUGCUUGUGGGUGCUGUACUCAAGCAGCAGGAAGACAUGACGAAGGAUCACACAUAGUGAACAUUAGUCACCAGGACGAUAGUAUUACAGUCAAGAUGUGGCUGUGCAACUCUGCCCAGAAUGGAAUGGCCAUCGACUGAUUGAAUAGAUUGUUUUAUUGUAGGAAUGACAUGAAAGUUCAUCUCUUUAACAUGGGGUGAUGCAAUAUUAAAGGGAAGUUUUCAGAAAUACCAGAUCAUUAUCUGCAUAGACAAACAAUUUUCUCAUUAAAUCGCAAAUUAAUCCUUUCCCCACAUUAUUUGUGAAACCUAUAUACAUGUAUAUAUAUGUCGUACUUAGUAUGAAGCCAAGAAACAGCAGAAAUGGGAAAAUUAAAUUCCUUGAGUUGACAAAAAUGCUAAAAGAAAUUGGUUUCCCAACUAAUAUUUGAGGUCCCUCUAAGCACAUUUUUUUCAUUCUCUCAAUGACCCUAUUUUCGGGAAACAAAACAUUUGUUUGUUUUUUAACGCUGCACUCAGCAAUAUUCCAGCUAUAUGAUGACGGUCUGUAAAUAAUCGAGUCUGGAGCAAACAAUCCAGUGAUUGAUGUCAUGAGUAUCAAUCC
Molecule: messenger RNA, 2262 nt
Organism: Haliotis rufescens (red abalone)
Lineage: Eukaryota; Metazoa; Mollusca; Gastropoda; Lepetellida; Haliotidae
Product: pre-piRNA 3'-exonuclease trimmer-like
Exons: 22
Coding region: 80-1699 (539 amino acids)
Biological process (GO): nuclear-transcribed mRNA poly(A) tail shortening
Cellular component (GO): cytoplasm; endoplasmic reticulum
Molecular function (GO): poly(A)-specific ribonuclease activity; RNA binding
Source: RefSeq, a predicted model, not a curated record